Benincasa hispida (wax gourd) is the source of this 429-nucleotide messenger RNA. The record is from RefSeq and is a predicted model, not a curated record. Lineage: Eukaryota; Viridiplantae; Streptophyta; Magnoliopsida; Cucurbitales; Cucurbitaceae.
AUGGCGUCAUUUGAGGCCUUGUAUGGGAAGAGUUACAGGUCUCCAGUGUUUUGGAACGAGGUUGGUCAAUGGAGAUUGUUGGGUCUGGAAUUGGUGCAAACCACCAAUGAGGCGAUACAGAAGAUUAGAGCCCGAAUGUUAACAGCUCAAAGGGUGUUGAGAUUUGGCAGAAAGGGUAAAUUGAGCCCUCGAUUCAUCGAGCCAUUUGAGAUCCUAGAAUGGAUCGGUCUUGUAGCUUAUCAACUGGCCUUGCCACCGUCUCUUUCUGCAGUUCACAAUCUUUUUCAUGUUUCCAUGUUGAGAAUGUCCAUAGCAGACUCAUCUCAUAUUGUGGAUUAUAAGCCUUUGAAUUUGAAUGAGAACCUGAGCUGUGAAGAGAAGCCUAUUCAAAUCUUGGCCAAGAAAGUGAAAGUUUUGCGCAAGAGAUAG